AUGGCGGUUCUAGGGUUCGAUGUCAAGAACCACAAGGUGAAAAACAAAGAUCCAGGGUUCUGGAUAAAAUUGGGGCUUUUACUGUCAGGACAUGCGUCACUGAUAAGUAAUCUUUUAAUUAAUAUAGAUCCGAAAUAUCUUGAAUUCCUUCAGUUUGUUUCAAAGCCUGUUGAGAAUCUUCCAAGUGCAGAGAUACAAUUAGAAAGAAAGGAAGCCGAGCGAGCUGGUGCUGCUAAGGAGGCUCCUAUAGUCACACCUUUGAUGGAUUUUGUUUGGCUGAAAAAAGCUGCCAAGGGUAGGCCCCGAGUAGGAACUAUGCCUCGGAGCAUGUAGCUCAUUUUGUAUUAAGUUAUAGGGAGAAACAGUGGUUUCUCUGGGGUAGCCUUAGUCUAGCAAGGCGUUACAAGACACCAUCAUCACGGCAGAUGGCAUGGUUGGAUUGGCCGCGUAGCCGGGAACAAGGAUCUUUACUUGGGGACAUUCACGAAACGGACGCAGUGGUGAUCGUUCCCCCAAAGCAAAAUGCGUCAGAAUCGGAGGUGGAUGAUGGUUAUAUUGCGGUUGGUAAUGAUCAGCCUGGCAGACGUCGCUACUGCCGUUGUUGAGGACUUCCUAUAGGCGUGUACAGAAGUUCGUUCUGGUUUAUACGUGCUAAAAUUGCCAAUAUUGGUGGUCCAUGCUACAUGUACGGUGGUUUUCAGGAGCGCAAAGGGAAAAAAGGUAAAACACAGCUUCACUUAUUUACCCCGGAUGCUUGCAGGUCAGUUGCUUUUUGGUAGCUUCAUUUACAAAUCCUCUUAUGAUCACUAUAAUGGAUCACUCACCGCAAACGUAAAUGUCUUUUACGUUUUUACCUAACUUUCCAUUUCACUACAUCUCUCCGUUGUUUAUCUCUACCAAUACGCUCCAUACUUUCCAUCUCUCAUCUUUGUUGUUUAUUUCAGACAUUCAAUCGUUCGUUCAAACAAUUGUAGGCAAAUUCGUUUCUUAUCUAUAUGAUCCACGUUUCUGUCUACAUCAUUCGAACACAAUUAAUUGAUAACGAGACUAGAAAGGUUUGAGACCAAUGUUGGAGUUGACCAAUGAUGAUAUACAACCCGUUUUGAUAAUAUGUACAAUUGUAAAUAUUUAUUAGAAUAAUUAAUAUAUACUUUUUAUUUA
Molecule: messenger RNA, 1161 nt
Organism: Helianthus annuus (common sunflower)
Lineage: Eukaryota; Viridiplantae; Streptophyta; Magnoliopsida; Asterales; Asteraceae
Product: regulator of nonsense transcripts UPF3-like
Exons: 10
Coding region: 1-333 (110 amino acids)
Biological process (GO): positive regulation of translation; nuclear-transcribed mRNA catabolic process, nonsense-mediated decay
Cellular component (GO): cytoplasm; nucleolus
Molecular function (GO): mRNA binding
Source: RefSeq, a predicted model, not a curated record